Ornithodoros turicata is the source of this 936-nucleotide messenger RNA. RefSeq lists its product as uncharacterized. Gene Ontology annotation, biological process: DNA integration. Bases 1 to 936 code for a protein of 311 amino acids. The transcript has a single exon. The record is from RefSeq and is a predicted model, not a curated record. NCBI's taxonomy places the organism in Eukaryota, Metazoa, Arthropoda, Arachnida, Ixodida, Argasidae. Gene Ontology annotation, molecular function: nucleic acid binding.
AUGCGUACGGUCAUUCCACCGAAGUACCGCAAGAGUAUCUUGGAUGUGCUGCAUGAAGGGCAUCUAGGACUUACCAAAAUGAAGAUGCUCGUUAGAUCGUAUGUUUGGCGGCCUGGAUUGGACAACGACCUCGCAGCCAAAGUCAAAAGUUGCGAAUCAUGUGCUUCAACCGCAGAUGGCCUUCAACCAGUUCCCCUACACCGUUGGGAACGUCCAGAACAUCCUUGGACGAGACUGCAUGCCGAUUUUGCGGAGUACGACAAGAAACACUUCCUAGUGGUUAUAGAUGCUCACAGCAAGUGGCCGGAAGUUGUCCAAGUACGCAGUCAGACUGUGACCGAUACCAUGAAGGCCUUCCAAGAAAUCUUCCUGCGGCAGGGUACCCCUGAGCAGUUGGUGACCGAUAAUGGCCCACAGUUCACUAGUGCUGAUUUCAAAUCCUUCUUGGAGCUACGUGGAAUCUGUCAUAUUCUCACACCACCCUAUCACCCCAAGUCCAACGGACAAGCUGAAAACUUCGUAAAGCCCCUGAAGCAAGCCUUACGUCGUGCUCAAGCUGGGAAGGAGGAGGAGCCUGUUGGAACAUUUCUCGCGAAAUACAGAGCUACCCCCCAUGUGUCGACCGGCCAGUCACUCUGCGAGCUGCUAAACAAGAGACUCUUCAGGAUGACUCUAGACCUGGUCCGACCAUUCCGGCGCGAAAGUGGCGACGUCGUCAUGCCACUAACACAGAACAAGUCUACCAGGAAUUUCCAAGUCAUGGAAAAGGUCUGGGUAAAGGAUCCGACCCAAAAACAUCACUGGAUCAAGGGCGUUGUCUUGGAACGCAUAGGCAAUGUUAUGUACGACGUGGACGUGGAAGGUAAGAAGCGCAGCCGUGUUCACGCCGAUCACUUGAAGAGAAGAAUCUCUGCGGGACGAUGUGCCAAAUGCUGA